Molecule: messenger RNA, 3145 nt
Organism: Lineus longissimus
Lineage: Eukaryota; Metazoa; Nemertea; Pilidiophora; Heteronemertea; Lineidae
Exons: 13
Coding region: 288-2585 (765 amino acids)
Source: RefSeq, a predicted model, not a curated record
ACAAUUUUCAAAAUGUAGUACACCACUCGCUCACGGCUCACAUCAUGUGGGCACGGUUGGCUGUUGAGUGUUAUGGUUCAGUCUGUGAGACUAAUUUAAAGAGGUUACACUUUUAUUUUGAAUUGGAAAACAACCCCCAGGACUGACUUUUCACUGAGUGAUAAGUGUGCCCUUCGAAGGUUAAUUCUCUUUCUGGAUUUGCUUCCAUAGAUGCCUUGUUCAGGAUAUCAUCUGACCGAUGCCUGAUCAAGCACAGACUGUAUCCGGUGGUGUACAUUUCCCCAUCUAUGUCACCCUUUUUUAUUCAGUCAGUGUUAAUUUCUCUUCUCUUUUUUUACAGAUUAACUGUUGUUGGUUAUUGCAAGAGGAGUCGUUGGCACAUUUCAAGUCCAGGAAAGCACUUGCUGUUCCCACAUUCAGAUAAAAUGCUGUUACUAGCUGCAAUCGUCGGUGCUGCCAUGCUGUGCACCGUUGGCGCAACUUCGGGCAUGGGCGCUGUUGGCGACUCCUGUUCGACGGACACGUUUUGCAACUAUGAAGGCGACUCUCCAAUAGAUCACACGAAAUGUGACAGUUCGGCGUGUGUAUGUACCAGCUUGUAUUACGGAGAAGCUGGCGAUACGAACUGUGUUCAAGCUUCACUCGGCGAUAAUUGUGCUGGCAAAACGGACGCUGCUGCGUUUUGUGCAACAAGUGACCCUGAUGCAGAGUGUGCCAGCGACGUCUGUGCCUGCAGUGCCGGAUUCUACGAAACCAAAAGUUUAGUUGAUGGAACCACGCAUUGCUCUGAAAUCGCAGUCGGAACGCCAUGCGACUCCUCGGCUGGUGGUGAUGCUUUCUGUCGAACGGGCCUUCCUGCAGAUUCUGAAUGCAUCGUCAUAACGCAAACAUGUGAAUGUCCCAGUGGAAAGACCUAUGUACCGUCCCUUGAUCUCUGCCAUAUUGAAAGUUUCCAUGCCACAUGCGCAACGUGCAGACAAACUGGCGGACAUUGUUAUGACAUUGAGGAUGACGAUUCCCCCACUGGAUGUGUCUGUCCUCCAUCUAAGGAUAGCAGUGGCGUGGCCCUUACAGUAGGAUGUGACCUUGGCAUCGCUCCGAUUGGCGACUAUUGCGAUCCAACUGGAACACCUGCAGUGAAUUGUGAAUUGGGCCACUCGAGUUGUGUUCACGCAGGCGAACUUAAUCGUCGCUUCACCUGUCAAUGUGACCCUGGGUAUCACGCCAUAACUUUAUUUGGAGAAGAACGCGAAUGCUAUCGCUCAAUUUCCAAAGAAACUGAUGGUAACUGCAGGUGGUGCCAGUCACGCGGUGGCAUAUGUUAUGACAUUGACGAUGAUGGUGUUCGUGAUGGGUGUAUGUGCCCAGCAACUAGGAGUACCUCAGAUCCUCAUGAUACCAGCACUGAUUGUGACGUAAACCACGUGGCAGUUUCCUGUUCUGCAAGUAGAAUGAACAUAUGCUACACUCCCCACGACACUACUCGCCUCCCUGGCAUGGCAACCAAACUAACCAAUGGGGAUGCGUACGUUUACAUAGGUGGCCACCUUGGAAAAGAUCCUUGUCGAUUUGAAUACGAUGGAAGUAGUGACUGGUGUGUGGGCCUCGACCUUGCUUCCGACCAGACUGAUACUUGUGGUACCCGUGUUUCCUUUCCAACGAAGCGCCACAUCACUUACAACAACUGGAUGGUCCUUCAAACUACUGCCAUUGGAAGGACCAGGUCGGAUGAGAGCGUCCAUCUUUACUGUCAAUACGAUACUAUCUCGCAUGUGUUCACCGAAACCGGAACGAAAGUUGUCGGGUUUGCCUCUAUGGCGUCCGAGGGAGAUGAAGUGCACCCUGUCUUAACAAUGGAUGUUCAUGAUGAAUUCGGCCGGGACGCAACCGUGCAGGGCAUCAGACAAGGCCAGCCAACAAUGCUCAUCAUAGAGAUGACGGAAGACAAGAGCGUGUACCACUCCAUCAGGCCAGAAGUUUGCAUUGCCUCAAACCGGCCAGAAUUGUCCAACCCGGCUACAUCCUCCCUUCUGCUGCUUUAUGAAGGUUGCCCAGUCGUGGACUCCUACCUGAACGCGAAGAACACGUUCUAUCCCGAUCCAGCUGAUGCAGAGGUAUCGAGGACUGGUUACUUCCCAAUGUUUCAAUUAGAGAAUACGCAAUUUAUGUUCUUUCACUGUGCCGUCAAGGUUUGCAGGAAUGACGAAGACUGUGACCCGGUUGACUGUUCCGGUAGAAUUAAAAGAGCCAUUGCAUCAUUGGAAGGCGACGUUAUCCUGCAGCGUGAAGUACGGGAACUGCAAUCGGGGUCGACUAGAUUGGAGGCUCUUAACACUGGACCCGUGCAGAUUAUUGCAGAUUCGAAAUCCAGCGGAAGUCUUUCCGAGAAAACUGAGAAAUCUGAUACUGCCCUACCUCGCAAAUAUCUUUUUCUGAUCAGCAUUGGCGGAGUAGCCAUGAUUCUCGUGAUAGCAGUUGCCGCUGCAAUUUUAGUCACGAUGAGAUCACGCAGGCGGAGGAGAGCCCCAAGGAAAUUAAUCCCAGAAUCUGCAGUAUCGGUCAUGCGCUACGAAACCCAUAUGUAAAGUUCGUUCUGGCUCUUUACAUUUCUAACGCCGUCCGGACUGAGACUGCGUAGAAUGCCCAAUCAACCUAGAGUUCUAUGCAAGGCAAGAAACUUCAGAAUAGAUCGAGGACGAUGUUUACAUGAGGAUUUAUAAUUUUGUUAAAAAGUUGUUUGCUCGAAUUCGCCAUUAUUAUAAAACUACCGGUCUGUUUUAAUGAUUAGAAGUAACUUGUUUUGUUCGUUAUUCAAUGUUGUGUACCGGUCAUUCAAUGUUGUGUACCGAUCAUUUGAGUUUUUUUUACUGCUGUUUAACUUGUUUUAAUUAUUCAGUGUUCAGUGUUAAUUGUGCUGCGAGUUGGCUAUUUGGCCAAAAAUACUCGGCUCCGAAAAACCAAUUGAUUUCGCGACAGUUCAGAUUUAGUUCUUUUUUAUACAUGUAACGUAUUGUAUGUUUAUAAUGUAUUUUAUGUUUAUUUGUAAUGUAUCGUUCCUUUUCCAUGUUCUCUAACUACAUUUUUAUUAUUUGGCUGUUUUUGCGACACCUAAUCUUUGCUGGUUAAAUAAACGCUACCAAACCUA